Molecule: messenger RNA, 586 nt
Organism: Xyrauchen texanus (razorback sucker)
Lineage: Eukaryota; Metazoa; Chordata; Actinopteri; Cypriniformes; Catostomidae
Product: polyubiquitin-like
Exons: 2
Coding region: 91-552 (153 amino acids)
Biological process (GO): modification-dependent protein catabolic process; protein ubiquitination
Cellular component (GO): cytoplasm; nucleus
Molecular function (GO): protein tag activity; ubiquitin protein ligase binding
Source: RefSeq, a predicted model, not a curated record
AUCACACAUCAAUUGGAGUAACUUCAUAAUUACAAGUCCUAUUCGAGACAGAAAAGCAAUCAGCGGAAGGUUUGAACAGCUCGGCUCGUGAUGGAUCUAAUAAUAAAGGGAUUUAAUGGAGAAACGAAAUCUCUGUCUGUGGGCUACAACACCACAGUUGGUGAACUGAAGCAGCUCAUUUCACGGGACUUCAGUGUGCCACCUUCACAGCAGAAACUUUCUGCAAAUAACGGACACCGAAUCAGCCUUGAUGACGAUUCCAGAACACUCAGUAGUUACGGUUUGCACUCGGGGUCCGCGGUGAUGCUCCUCAUCAUUCCUCUUCAGGUUUUCGUCAAGAACGAGAAGGGCCAAACAAAAACAUACGAUGUCGACGUCAAUGAAACCGUAGAUCAGCUCCAGCAAAAGAUCAACAACAAAGAAAGUGUCCCUGUGGAUCAGCAGAGACUGAUUUACAACGGGAGACAACUGGAGUCUGGCAUGAAGCUACUGGAGUACAACAUCACAUCUGGAAGCACCAUUCACAUGACUCUGCGUCUCCGAGGAGGUUAAUGGAUAAAGUGUGACCAGGACUAACUGACUACAA